Molecule: messenger RNA, 738 nt
Organism: Vollenhovia emeryi
Lineage: Eukaryota; Metazoa; Arthropoda; Insecta; Hymenoptera; Formicidae
Gene: mRpL11
Product: 39S ribosomal protein L11, mitochondrial
Exons: 3
Coding region: 69-656 (195 amino acids)
Biological process (GO): translation
Cellular component (GO): mitochondrial large ribosomal subunit; ribosome
Molecular function (GO): structural constituent of ribosome; large ribosomal subunit rRNA binding
Source: RefSeq, a predicted model, not a curated record
GGUCAGGUCAGGCUAGGUUAGCUUAAGUUGGGUUCGACCGGAGAGUCCGGGUCUCCAAAAUUCAAAGGAUGUCGAAGACGAUAGGGAGAAUGAAAAUGGGUAAGAAGCUGGUCGAGAAGAUCGACCACUCGUCGAAGCUGCGCGUGGAUAUUCCCGCGGGGAUGGCGUCGUCCGCGCCGCCGCUUGGAUCCCAGCUUGGACAGAGGAACAUCAACAUCGAAAACUUCUGCAAAGACUUCAAUAAGAGGACAGCCAACAUAAAGGAAGGCAUCCCUUUGCCGUGUCGCGUGAAAGUGCAUUCAGACAGAACGUAUGAUUUGGUAAUUCACGCACCGCCAACGACGUACUUCUUGAAACAGGCGGCUGGGGUACAGAAAGGAAGGAUAAGAAAAGGCGAAUUAGCUGGCAAAAUAACUCUGAAACAUUUAUACGAAAUCGCCAAGAUCAAGAUAGAAGAUCCACCCAAUGCGUUGCUGAGUCUAGAGCACAUGUGUCAGAUGUUAGUCGGCAUCGCUCGCUCAUGCGGCAUCGAGAUCGUGCGCGAGAUAGACCCGGUUGAGUACGAGCAGUUCCUGAAGGACAGGGAGGCAUCAAUCGCGGAGUAUCGCGAGCAGCUUCAAUUAGCCAAAGAGAGCAAAGUACUCAGAACGAACUAAUUUUUCUAACUAGGAUAUCUACACCUUUGUCUCCAUUGUAACUAGUGUAUAUAAUAAUAAAGAGCGAAAAUCUUACGACAAA